This is a messenger RNA of Carassius carassius (crucian carp), 5689 nucleotides long. RefSeq names its product Krueppel-like factor 7. Gene Ontology annotation, biological process: regulation of transcription by RNA polymerase II. Gene Ontology annotation, molecular function: DNA-binding transcription factor activity, RNA polymerase II-specific; RNA polymerase II cis-regulatory region sequence-specific DNA binding. Bases 72 to 959 code for a protein of 295 amino acids. The record is from RefSeq and is a predicted model, not a curated record. Lineage: Eukaryota; Metazoa; Chordata; Actinopteri; Cypriniformes; Cyprinidae. The transcript is spliced from 4 exons.
GCUGAGAAGAAUUAGAUUAAACCUGAGGAUCAAAUCAAGACUUUUUCUUUUCUUUUCUUGUGAGCAUCAACAUGGACGUGUUGGCGAAUUACAGUAUUUUUCAGGAACUUCAGCUGGUGCACGACACGGGCUACUUCUCGGCGAUGCCGUCGCUGGAGGAGAACUGGCAGCAGACAUGUCUGGAACUGGAGAGGUACCUACAGACGGAGCCCAAAAGGCUUUCGGAACUCUUCGAUGAGGAGCUCGACUGCCUCCUAACACCAGCCUUCAUGAAGGGAGACAGCGACGAGGACCUGAUGGACCCCCUGCUGCCUGGUUUAUCUGAUGAGCCCAGCCCGCCACCUCUGCUCGUAUCCCUUCCCAAAAACCUCCAUGCCCCAGCCAACACCAAGAAUACUGAGGCAGGGCUGAAAGAAGCCAGCGGAGGGGUUAAUCCCGCCCAGCUAAACGCAGUCACAUCCCUCACGCCGCCUUCCUCGCCAGAGUUGGGACGCCAUCUUGUCAAGCCUACGCAGACUCUUACCGCUACAGCCGAUGGCACACUCACACUGAAAUUGGUGGCCAAGAAAGUUGGUCUUGGGGCGGCAAAGCUGGUGGCAACACAUUCGCUACCAUCGCCACCAAAUCGCGGCACACAGAGCGACGGAGAGGGAGGACUGGGAACGGUAGGCGGAGGAGACAUUCCAGAGAACAAAAAGAGGGUCCAUCGUUGCCAGUUUAAUGGCUGUAGGAAGGUUUACACAAAAAGCUCCCACCUAAAGGCACACCAGAGGACACAUACAGGUGAGAAGCCUUACAAAUGCUCCUGGGAAGGCUGUGAAUGGCGUUUCGCACGAAGUGACGAACUGACGAGGCACUACCGCAAACACACUGGUGCCAAACCUUUCAAGUGCAACCACUGCGACAGAUGUUUUUCCCGGUCUGAUCACUUGGCUUUGCACAUGAAGCGACAUAUCUAAGGCCGAGGGAGACGGGAGAGAGAGAGUGAGAGAAAACGAGUGAGAACAAAGAGGAGAACAGGUGUGCACUGCCCAGACGGGAACAUUCACAACAGACUUUGAGUGCACAUGAGGGGUCUGGCCGCAAACGCCACCAGGAGGAACAUGUGAGGCAGUGUGGGCAAACGUUGUUGGAUACUAAAAGUCUAAAAGACUUUUCAUCAGCGAUUAGCCAUGCCUUACCGAAUGCUAGCUUGGAGGUCAGACACUGCCAAACACCACCGUUUUUUUUUCUGUCAUUCUCUUUGUGUACAGUAAAUCAACCAUUAGCAUGGAACGGAUACUCAACACUACAUGUAUAAAACCGAAACACACAUGCCAUUCAUCACGUAACAUAACGGUUCUACCAGAGAAUCAUGUUCAGUGUAAUUUCUGGAACUUCCUUUAUCUUUUUCCAAGGACACAUCACAAUAACCAACCUGCAGCUAUGUCGUAUACAGCAAACAACCAAACACGGAAAACAACAUUUGCCAAUACGUUCUGAGGAGUGACCAAUGGAGCAAGCGGCCAAAAGCAACGCCCGGCCCCCGAAGUAGGCUCUGCGUGGGAAAAAAUGAAAAACAAAAAAAUACGGCAACGCUCAGGAUGUGUGCUGACUUCUCGUACUCAUCGCUCAGGAGCGAACUCUUCUCUGCUCUUCACGCCCGUCACCUCAUGGGCGAACUAAAUGAUGCGCAGCGACACUUUCUUGCCUUUGUUUUUUUUUAAAGACAGUGUUAAAAAGAUGGUUUGUUUUCCUUCUGAGCUGAAAUGUCUUUAAGAAGUAAACUUCUAAAAAAAAACAAAAAAAGUAAAAACUUGCUUUGUGAACAAGCAUAAACGUGCACACACGGGCAACGGGAGGUAACUGUGAGCCCUUCUCAGUAUGCACAAGGUUCAGUGACUGCUAUCUGACACUGAAAGGAAACGUUUGAAGCAUAAGACGGGAACAGAACAAAAUCAGGAUUGCUGGCUUGGUAUGAAAAGACAGAGGUCUUCUGUUUUUCAUUUUGCUUUGCUCUGAUUUGAUCCGGGAAAAACAAACCAGAGCAUGUCGGCACGGACCUUCUUUGCCGCUCUCUUGACACUGAAAAAAGUUAUUUUGCUUUGUGUUGAUACUGGCACCCGUGUAAGAACGUAGUAGUCCGGUGCCCCAGAGGAAGCCAAUGGAGGAAGCAUUAUGGGAGGGGGGAUAGGACAGCUGGCAGGAUGUUUGACUCUCAGAUUGGAGCACCUGCUGGGAUCAGGAUCCAAAAGAACUUGGUGGCAUCAGCCCAGAUUAACUUUGCCUGUUUCGUAUCCAUUGUCUGCACUGAUUUUUUCAAUGUUCUCUGUGCUUUUUUUCAUACAGUCAAAAAACGUUCAAAAACAAAAAUAAAAAAGCAUAAAAUCAAAAAAACUACUCGGAGGGAAAAAAACAGAAAACAAAAAAUGCAUAAAAAAAAACUUCACACACACCACAAUACAGAAAGAACAGUUUCUUUGCUCUUGCCUUUUUCCUGAGAAAAACUAAAGAAGAAAAAAAAAGUAGAAAAAUAAUUACCAAGUUAAUGAACAGCGUUAAAAUGAAACACUGCAUGGCAGCCUCUUUCAGACAGAUACACACACUCGCACACAUACAUGCACAGCUUGCCUCUCAGCAUUAUUUGUUUUGCACCGAAAUCUUCACAGCAGGAUUUUAGCAAUUGUUGUUUUGUAGGAUUGCGUUCCAUCCAGACGUCAGGCGUUAAAUCGAGAGCUCGUUUGUAAUUUUUUUUUUUGCUAAACCGGGCCUAGGUCUAGCUCCGUUAACAACCAGCUUCUAAAUCACGGGUGACUAAAUAUAUAUUAUUGUGCCCAAGGUUGUGAAGCAUGUCAUGGCAUGGCAAUCAGGGCGUUUCCCUGCUGACCCGUGUUUCAUAGUCAUCGCAGACUCUACUAAACGAUCCCAGAGUGUCCCUCAGGGAACCGCCAGAGAUUAACGAUUGGCACCAAAACUCUCAUUGCAACAUUGCCCAUGAGUGAAGGGUCUGUGCCUUUCUCUUGGUUUGAGGCCUGCUGAAGGCAACUCUUCUAUCACACGCACACACACUCACACAUACACAGACUCACACACGCUGCCACUUCUGUUUGACCACAACUACACGUUAGAUAUCAGUUGUCAUUAUUAGUUGAUUUAUUUUUAUUUCCUUGUCAUUUUCUCCAUUGAAAUGCAAAGUCAUGCCAAAAUUGACAAAACAAGAGGUGAAUUGCUUCAUCUCCACUAUUGUACAAUCAGUUGUGGUUUGUGGCACUUUUUUCCGCAAGAAGCGGCCUGUUUAUGUGAUGACUGUAUGUAUGAGUUUCUGUAAAGCAAGCAAGCAGGAUGUAAUGAUACAGUGUCAUAAUGAUGUGCUCUAAUUCCACAAAUGGAGCAAUUAUUGACAGUGUACAGCAUUCUACAUGUGUCACAUAAACUUUAAAGCUUUGAAUGGGUUACAUUUCUGUUUUGCUUGUAAGUAGCGGUGAUGAGAAGCUACGUUUGUUCCACACUGCUCUACUUUACUCUACAAAAUGACAAUUCUGCUUAUUCUUUCAGUCACCAUAUGGGAUAGAACAGCAGGAACCUAAAAAAAUGCUUCAUAUCAUUUUUGAAACCGACAAACAAUGAAGCCAAUCUUCAAAUCAACACUGAAGAUAUAAAUAUAAAUACUGCCUGUUUAAAUACAGUGCAAAGCAAAGUUAAAUGCAAAAUUUCAAACAAUACUCCUUUUUUGCCAACAUGCUCCAGACGUUACCAAAUAAAUACAGAAUAGGCCAAUCAGAUUCAUUAGCAGGCAGCAUGAUAUAUAUAUUACCUUACAUAUCAAUGCCAUUUGAAACCCCUGAUAUCUCACUCUCACGACAGCAGCGGUCCAUGCAAUCGCACAGGUUUCUGAUGCAUACUUUGCCCAAAGAUUUACACAUUUGCAAAUAAACUGCUGGGUGAUGAAAGAGAGACAUUUGUGUUUAACUUUAUUCUCACAGUAUCUCUUCUGCCCUACACCAGCUUCCUAUGAUUUGUUCUUGAACGUCUAGGUGACCAUUGACUUGGUCUCAAAUAUGUGAGCUUGUAAAAUACAGUUUGAAUGCAAAGUUGAGGAUGAGUUUAGAGCCUAACGUGAAGUUCAAACAGCUAAUUAGUCGUAUCGGUUCUAGCACUUCUAUAGUCAGGAAUGUCUUUAGGAAUCGAUUUUAAAGCGAUCAUUCACACAAUCCUAACACAGUUCUGAUUUAGCUGUACAGAAGACCACUUUAUCUACCGCGAGUUUCCAUAGGACUUUGAAACGGAGAUAAUUCUGUGGCAGAGCAUUUUACAUGACAGUAAGAAUGUUUGUCAACAUUCUAAGGGAACAGUUUUAAGUGUACUAGAUCUGGGCACUCUUCCAGUGAAGCUCCCUUCCCAAGCCGUUUGCUUUUUUCAGCUUCAAAGAGGCUUUUGGCAGCUUAAAUUUUGUACAAAAAGAUGCUUGAAACAUCACAAGGGAAUUUUAUGACUAAAGGUCAGAGGUGACAACUUUUUCAUUUUUUAUUAUCUGUAUUGGAACAACAUUUCACUGCAUAACACUCUUCAUUGUUACAACUAGCUUAGUCUGUUUAAAUGACACUGCUGUCAAAUGUCUACAUAACAUUUAGUGGCAUUUCAAGAUGCACUUAUCACAAGAACAUGGGAACAAUUCAUUCUUCUGCUUAAUAGAAAAGGCUUGUAGAUUCAUGGCAUAACAUACAUUGUCUUUUUAGUCAACAGUGCAUCAAACAAAGUCUGCUGUUCUGCAUAUAUAUAUAUAUAUAUAUAUAUAUAUACUCAAAUACUCAUCCAUAGGGUUCCCAGUCACUCACAAACAAAGGUGAGCACAUUUUUUUGUCUUGAGAUAUACUGCAUCUUGAAGUGCGUCUGUAUCCGUGUUUGUCCAAACUUGAUAUGUCAGUACAUAAGGUUUUCACCGGGUCUUUCCCUUUUGCUUUUUGAGUUCCUCACCUCCCAUCCCCAGUCUAUCCCACCCUGCACCUGCAGAACCACAAUCACUUCCUGAAAACUCUAUCCCUUCAGCUUCAUCCCGCAGUUAUGCAUUAGCAGCAGUCAGCGAUCUCUUACCUAUGUAUGUCCCUAGACAUCACUAACCAGGGAGCAACCGGCCAACAACAGACCUCAAUGCUUUCACAGGUGCUCUCCCUCUCUAUCUCUUAUCCAAACAUGGAUCUCGCAGACAGCCACCAGUUGGUAGAGCAGGUACAAAUCUGAAAAAGAAAGGAAGGAAAAAAUAGAACGGUUAUGUGCCACCUUGAUUUAUCUGUAUGGAAGUAGGACGACAUUUUGCCAUAUGUAGGCUGAAGCAUGUAGUUUCUCGCUAGAGCAGGGACCCUCAUAUUCACUGUCCUCUCUUUCCCUCGCCACAUCACUAACACUCCACCCCCUCACUUCCUGUAAUCUUCACACUCUUUCUCUCCGUUUUUUUUCUAUUCUGUUCUUUCCUUGUGUGUUUUUCUUUAUUGGUUCUUUUGCUGUACAAAGUGUUUAAAAUAUUAUUAUUUGUAUGAUAUAAUGUUAGUAUGGUAAUGUUCUUUAUUAAGGAAGAAGAUGAAAUUUAUUUUUGUUACUGGUCUGUUUCAUAAUUCUUUUUUAAAUUGGUAUUGUAAGAUAUCUAUGCAAGAACUGUUCAGUGGAGCAUUUUUAUUUAAGAAUGUAAUAAGUGUAAUAAAUGGUAGAAUCUGAA